AUGCCCAUGAACGAUGACUCGAGAGGCUUUUAUGAAGACUAUGGGUACAAAGAAUACGCAGCAGAGACGGGCGCAAACUCAGAGCGGGGGAAACGUGCAAGCCGAUUCAACGUAACAGAGUCGUUGUUUCAAUCAGAGUCAACGCUGGAACGCGUCGUCUUUGGAGGCAGACGCCAGCGCCGAGGCGCUCCUCUCAGCAACCAUUUGAGUUCAAAGGACCAGUAUGUGCAGGAAUCGGAACUGGAGACCGCUCCGUCAUCAGAAGGUAGCAACUCCCGCGAGCACGAGCUUGACCACUGGUCCGGGUCCGCCGCCACGCCUGCGCCGUCCUCUAUCCGAGCGCGCCCGGAGUCAGCGACCGACUCCGAGUCCGAAUACGUUUCACUUGAGGAAAGGGAUCGUCGACGGAAACUGCGACAUUUCGUGGACGAGAAUGUCGUAAGUCGACGAACCUUUGAACAGCGGCUCCGAGAGCAGUUCGUCGCCUUGCAUGGCAUACCGCGCUGGGCGGCGCGACACGACAACACCGCGCGAGCUGACAACGGCACUGCCGCUGUGUCGCUGGUCUCGGAUACCGGGAACGAUGCCCUGGACCCGGAAGGCCCGGUUGCUGCGUCUGCAGCGUCGUCGCGAGGGGCGUCUGCAACCCGGCCACCGCUACACUGGAAAGCGUUGCCGAUUCGACGGCUUACCGAUGCGAACGCAGCUGCACCGGCGGCCAGCGUCCUAACAAGCGUCAGGUUUCACCCGGCGUCCGCACAUCUAUGCUUCACUGCGGGUUUUGAUAAGCGGCUCCGUCUAUUCCACUUGACAGAGGAGCCUGCUGAUAACCUGCGAUGGAAAUGCGUUCGUGAAAACGAGUGUUUGCAUACAGUCUGCUUCGCAGACAUGCCCAUUUAUACCGCGGAAUUCGUCCGAGGUUCGCACGGAGCAAUUACAAAUUCCGUAUUGCUUACGGGCCGACGUCGCUUCUUCUACGAAUACGACCUAGCAGCUCAGAAAGGAAUCAAAAUCCGAACGCUCGAGAGCUUGCGGAAGGAGCGCAGCUUUGAGCGAUUCACAGUCUCGCCUGAUGGGAAACUGCUCGCCUUCACUGGGGACGAUAGUCAAGUUAUUCUGGUCGAUGCCGUCACCAAGCAAUAUCUCGGAUGCGUGCGAAUCGCUUGUGGACCCCAGAGCGGCGCAGCGUUGCCACGAGUCGUCACGUUUGCACCAGACGGCCUGAUGAUCGCAGUCGCUGGUGAGACAAGCGGAUACGUUUCGCUCUAUGACCUGCGAAUGUGUUUCACCGAUUCUGGUAUGAAUGCAUCGCAGCCGUUGGCGCGCUUUCUUGAUGAAGGCACCGUUCGCUGUACAGCUCUGAAAUGGUCACCGACCGGACAGUACCUUGCGACUGGCUCAGACGCCGGCAUCGUGAAUAUCUACGACGGGCGUGCGAUCCGCGGGCAGGCGUCUACGAAAGCGAGCGGCGAAAGCGUGACGCCCCGGGAACGCAACAUGCAUCCGUUGGCUUCCGUGUCGAAUCUGGUAACACAGAUCGAUACGUUCGCCUUUCUCCCGGACGAUCAAGCGCUCUUUUACGCUUCUCAAGCGAAACGAAACGCCGCCCGCGUCUACCAUCUCGCGUCACGCAAAACGUUUCCGAACUGGCCAACCAGUCAGACGCCGUUACAUCGGGUGUGGAGCGCUUCCUUCUCUCCGGGCGGCGGUUUUCUCGCGCUUGGUAACGACCGAGGUCGAGCGCUUCUCUAUCGACUGCGAUGUUAUGCGCCGACGUGA
Cyanidioschyzon merolae strain 10D is the source of this 1779-nucleotide messenger RNA. RefSeq lists its product as hypothetical. The transcript has a single exon. Gene Ontology annotation, molecular function: protein binding. Gene Ontology annotation, cellular component: Pwp2p-containing subcomplex of 90S preribosome; small-subunit processome. The coding region runs from base 1 to 1779 and encodes 592 amino acids. Lineage: Eukaryota; Rhodophyta; Bangiophyceae; Cyanidiales; Cyanidiaceae. Gene Ontology annotation, biological process: rRNA processing. The record is from RefSeq and is a predicted model, not a curated record.